AGUGUCUAGAUGCAGCGAAUGUAAGCGGUCUGCUGGAUUGCUCACAAAUCUGACAUUUGCCUCGGCCCCUCGUCUCAUCUGACUGGCCAAUUCGUCGCAGCCACUGCCGUCGCUAGCCAUGCAAUCCAGCAUUGAAUGGUUGCCUGUGAGACGAGCAUCCUCGGUGUCACGGCUUGCUGUUCGGUCCGUGCAGUUGCUCAUAGCUCAACUCCGUCAUCGGAGGCUGUCGGAUCACGCGCCCUCGGCCCCUGCAUGGCGCCAACAGAGCCCUGACAAGCUGCCCUGGGCUUUGGUCAUGCGGCGGCGCAUUGCCUCGACGUAGCCGAUCGGGCGGCCCCUGGCGGCACUGACCAAGUCCUGCAGGCCUCCGUAUACCAGGCCCACCACCAGGGCCGUCUUGGUUGUGCGCGCGGCCAUGAUCAGGGGGAAUCGGUCUACCAAGGUUAGCUCACAUUAAAGCUCCAGCUCGCAGAGCUUCCCGGCAACAUACUCCACAGACUAAAGCCGCCGGCGACGGCGACAGAGGCCAUGACGGUGUUGAUGCCGUCCAUGGACCUGCGGUAGCUGUCAAACAUAUCCUCGAUGGCAAACAUGGCUGUGGUCCAGAAGCAGAUACGGCCGCCCAUCUUGAGUCCUUCCUUGAUGCCGCCAAAGGCCAUGUGGUAGUUCUUGCUGCGGUGGUAGAGGUACCAGCCUGUUGUGGACGAGGGCAGCUUGUGGGCGUGCUCGGCGCGGAAGCGCAGGCCUCUCAUCUUGCUGCCGUGCAUGAUACCUAGGGUCAUGCCUACUCCGAACGAGGUGAGAGCGGCAGCGGGGAUUCGAACGAAGCUGGGGGUCGAUAGGCGCGAGUUCCUGGCCAACUCGGCCAUCUCCUCGGGAGUAAUCUGCCGGGCCCUGCGGCGGGGGUCUUUGGGGGCAUCGUCUGCGGGUUCGGACGCCAUGGCGUAGGUUGGGCGGUCGGUCGGAGAAUGGACAGCUGGAGGUCGGCACUCGGCUGAGGCCGUCGCCAGAUCGAAACCGAGAUGAUGAAAUUUCUCUCCCAGUGCUUGGCGGCCCAAGCUCCCUCUCGGCUCUUGAUGCUGUGGAUGGGUGGGUCCGCUAGCUUUAGUGGGGUACGUCCGCCCGCUACCCCCACGUCGCGUCAGCUCGAUCAGUUCUGGGAUUCAGCUCCAGCGUCCGACUCCUCCCUUGGACACAGCAUACACAGAACAAGCACAACAUAAGGGCAAAUCGGGACUUGGUAGGACAGUCCCAGCACCUCAUCUAGACCAACUGCACUGCCAUCCGCGCCACCGUCUACACCAUGCCGCCCAAAGCGGCCCAAAUCGAGGUCGACCUCUCGCUCCGCUUCAAGUACGGCAUCCACACCAUCUACAUGCUCGUCUCGCCCCUCAACACGUUCGCACAGAUCUCGGCCGACCUGCUCGAGAUCCUACAAGAGCGCUACCCCAAAGGCCUCAGCUCGACCCUCGGGGCCACCGACACGCCCGUCCCCGCAGACGCAGCCGUCAGCUACGGCAUACUCCAGCAGCAGAGCCGACGCGGCGGCGACAGCAGCAGGGCCGCCGAGUGGCGGAAUCUCAAGGUCCGCGACACGGACACGCCCGUCGCCAAAGGUCUCAAGGACAACAUGGACGUCGCCUUUGCCCUGCAGUCUCCAGAAGAUGCCGACGACGCGCCACAGUUUGUUGUCGAGUGGCCAAGCCUGGACGAGGAAGAGGAGUAAGCGCACAGGUUCCAUCAUCGCCACGGGCUUCCUGGCCAGUCAAAGAUAAUGCUAGCAACACAGGCGUUGGACGGAACAAAUGAUACCCAUUGAUUGCAUUCUAUCAUCCAAGCCGUAAUUACGUCCCUCCGCCGGGCCUACGCCUUCUUCCACCCCCGCAGCUCCUCCCACUCGUGCUCCAGCAUGGAGAAGCAGAUGACGUCCCACCACCUGCGGUCGUGGUACUGCAGCUCGCGCAGGCGGCCCUCGUCCUUGAAGCCUAGACGCCGGUACAGGGCGCACGCGCGCUCGUUGAACUCGACGGCGUUGAGCCCGAUGCGGUGCAGGCGCGCGUACCUAAAGGCCCAGUCCACCGCCCAGUUGAUGGCCUCGGCCCCGUACCCCUUGCCCUGGUGCGCCUCGGCGAUGCUGAUGCCCAGGUCCGCCGACCCAGCAAAGUUGCCGCCGCUCGCAAUCUCGCCGUCGCCCUGCCUGGGCAUGCCAUCGCCGUCCAUGAUCCACAGGUAGCCGAUUGUUGUGAGCUUCUCGGGGCGGAGGUGCCGAGCUGCCGUUUGUUUCGCGCCGUUUGCUGCCCCGUCUUCUGCCUCUGCCGCGGGAGGUAGGCAAAUCAUGACGCCCAGGAUGACCGUCUUGAGCAUACCGGCCAUCUCGUCUGCGUCCUGCACGCUCGACGGCCGCAACAGCCCCGGGCCGCUGAAAACAUUGUUGACUGGGUCGCUGUGCAGGUAGUUGUGGAUAAAGUCGCGGUCCUCGUCGCCCUCGACGCGGCGGAAAACCAGCCGCUCGGUCUGGAAGAGGGUCUUGAGGCCUUUUGUAGGGUCGCUCAUGGUGAUUUCGGUGAUCGGCGUCCGCGCCUUUCCGGGUGAUUCUAUUUUCGUCUCGCUGCGAAUCUAUCGCGUUCCCAAAGGCUGUGCUUAUUUAGUGAGUAGGGAAAUGCAAGAAAAUGUCGGGAAGAUACCGGAAGAAAAGAUACGAAAGGUCUCUUGCCGAACGCAGCUCCUUAUAUGUCCACCAUGGCCACGCUCACUGACCGUCAACGCGAUGAUCACCACCGAGGCACAAUCGCGUGGUGCCCCGUCUGAUGUUUCCUGUUCGGGACAUUUACUUGCAAGGCUGCUGCAUGUCAAUUUUCCAACUCUCUGCCGCCGCGUGGAAUUACUCGAUACUGCCAAGUUAACACGCUCGGGAAUGGCCGAGAGCUUGGCGGCUGCCUCCUGUCCAGCGACAGCGGCCAUCCUUGCC
Gaeumannomyces tritici R3-111a-1 is the source of this 2968-nucleotide messenger RNA. RefSeq lists its product as hypothetical. The transcript has 3 exons. The record is from RefSeq and is a predicted model, not a curated record. Bases 1304 to 1726 code for a protein of 140 amino acids. Lineage: Eukaryota; Fungi; Ascomycota; Sordariomycetes; Magnaporthales; Magnaporthaceae.